AUGGAAUAAAUAAGAGAGUAUUUUAUUCCCAUCAAGGAAAUAAGCCAAAAUUUAUGUUGUAAAAUUUGUACAUAUGUUGCCAUAAGUGCGGUUGAAUGUUAAACAUGCGAGUAACUCUAUUGUGAAGAUUGUGCAAAACUUUGGUAGCGUAAAAAAGAUUAGUGUCCUGAUUGUAAAGGGGAGUUUAAGGUAAAGCAGCCUCAUAGAUUGAUUAGAGAAGAACUCUCAAAAUUGGCAUUUUCUUGCAAGAAUGAUGCUCAGGGUUGUAAGGCUCCGAUUUUAAUGAAUGAUGUGCUUCGACAUGCUGAGGAAUGUUAAUUUAAGAAUGUUAAAUGUCCUUGUGGAUGGAGUGGACCUUAAUUGAAAUAAAAAUAACAUGAACAAACUUGUUAAUAGUUUGCAACAAAACAAUGUAAUAUUUGUAAGGAAGAUAUCAAGUUGGUUAAAUAUCAAACUCACAAUUGUUUUUUGGAACUCAAAUAGCAAUUCGAAAAGAUUACAGAAAAAUUCUAUGAAUAUAAAGAAACUUCGGAAUAUUCAAUUAAGGAAUUAAAAAAUCAUGCAAGCAAGGAAUCCAAUGAAUUGCAGAGUGUAAAACAGUAAAUCAAAGGAAUUGUUCAAGAGAACAAUGAACUAAGAAAAUAGAUGACAGAUUUGACAUAGGUAUUAAAAAACUAAGAAUAAUAAUUUAAACAAGUAAUAGAAUCACAAUAAUAACAAUAAUAACAAUAAUAACAAGGACCAUUCUUAACACAAGGGAAACUGGUAGAAUCACGACAAUUUCAAUGUGCUAAAAGUCACUGGUUGUAAUAUUGGAUGAAUCCCAACGGAGAAGAAAAGACCAAGAAGUGUUUUAGAUGUCAGAAAACAUAAGUAAAUUGUAGAUAUUGUUGUCCUUUAUGUUGCUUUUUUGUUUGCUUAAAGUGUUAAGAACCUGAGUUAACAAAGAAUCCUCAUGAAAAUUCUGUACUCUGUCCUGCAAGACACAAGGUAACGAAAAAGAUUAUGGGUUUGAAAUGCACUGUUUGUGAUAAGACUUCGGUAUAAAUGAAAUAACCAGGAGGUGCUGAUUGUACAGAAUGUGAUUUCGCUAUUUGCUUUGAAUGUCUAGAAAAUGAAAGAUAUAAAUCAAGAGUUCAACAAUGUCCAGUCUAAUGA
Messenger RNA from Paramecium tetraurelia, 1158 nucleotides. RefSeq lists its product as uncharacterized. The record is from RefSeq and is a predicted model, not a curated record. Lineage: Eukaryota; Ciliophora; Oligohymenophorea; Peniculida; Parameciidae. The transcript is spliced from 3 exons.